Molecule: messenger RNA, 805 nt
Organism: Oryza sativa Japonica Group (Japanese rice)
Lineage: Eukaryota; Viridiplantae; Streptophyta; Magnoliopsida; Poales; Poaceae
Source: RefSeq, a predicted model, not a curated record
AAAAGCGUGUCCACGUGGACUGGACUCUGAAAUUUUCCUCCUCCCUUCUGGAGUCUUCCUCAUCAGAAAUCAGAAGAGGAGAGGGUGGGCAACUCGCAGAUCGCCUUCUCGUCGCGCUCGCGCCGCAGGGGUCGCCUGAGAACACAUAGACAAUGGUGAAGGCUGUUGCUGUGCUUGCUAGCAGUGAGGGUGUCAAGGGCACCAUCUUUUUCUCCCAAGAGGGAGAUGGUCCGACCUCUGUGACGGGAAGUGUCUCUGGGCUCAAGCCAGGGCUCCAUGGAUUCCAUGUGCACGCGCUCGGUGACACCACUAAUGGCUGCAUGUCAACUGGACCACACUUCAAUCCUACUGGGAAGGAACAUGGGGCACCACAAGAUGAGAACCGCCAUGCCGGUGAUCUUGGAAAUAUAACAGCUGGAGCAGAUGGUGUUGCUAAUGUCAAUGUCUCUGACAGCCAGAUCCCCCUUACUGGAGCACACUCCAUCAUUGGCCGAGCUGUUGUUGUCCAUGCUGAUCCUGAUGAUCUUGGCAAGGGUGGACAUGAGCUUAGCAAGACCACUGGAAAUGCUGGGGGCCGAGUUGCUUGCGGAAUCAUCGGACUCCAGGGUUAGACGUCUCAACUUUCCAACAUACAGAAGCUGUUCAUGUUCGCUCGUAUGGAUGUUGAAAUAAAAAUAAGCACCUGAUGUAUGACCAGUGUGCAGUUUGCCCCAGUUUAUAUAUAUGUGCUAUACUCCUGUCCGAACAUUACAGUCAUUUGACUUGAGUGCAUGCGUUUUAAGUAUCAUUGGUGGACUUGAGUACA